Pistacia vera is the source of this 694-nucleotide messenger RNA. RefSeq names its product reactive oxygen species modulator 1-like. Gene Ontology annotation, cellular component: TIM23 mitochondrial import inner membrane translocase complex. The record is from RefSeq and is a predicted model, not a curated record. The coding region runs from base 147 to 371 and encodes 74 amino acids. Lineage: Eukaryota; Viridiplantae; Streptophyta; Magnoliopsida; Sapindales; Anacardiaceae. The transcript is spliced from 3 exons. Gene Ontology annotation, biological process: protein import into mitochondrial matrix; protein insertion into mitochondrial inner membrane.
UUUUCGGAUUUUACUGGACUGAGGUCAAUAAGUGAUACUGUCUUGAAAUCUUUAGGGACCAAAAUUAACUCGGCGGUUUACAAACAAGUCGCACACUCUUCACGCAAAAACAAGAACAAACAAGAGCAGCGAUUAUCUAACUUCAAAUGGCAAGAGAUAGCUGCUUAGCACGUGUCGGCGCCGGAGUUGCCGUUGGCGGUGCUGUCGGCGGUGCGGUCGGUGCUGUUUAUGGGACUUAUGAGGCUAUUAGAUAUAAGGUUCCAGGAAUACUAAAGAUCAGAUAUAUUGGUCAAACUACCUUAGGGAGUGCAGCAAUUUUUGGUCUUUUCUUGGGUGCUGGUAGCUUGAUACAUUGUGGGAAAUCUUACUAACUUUUCUCUUGCUUUGUGACAUUUAGGUUGUGUUAAUUUGUGUUAUCAUAAGUGCCUUUAAUGCUUAGUAAUAUUUUUUUUUAUUCCAUGUUCUGUAGAGGAGGAAUUCUGCACCUUUAUGUCUGUUUUUUUAAUUGUUUUAUGAAUUUUGACAGAAAAUGAUGGUAUUUAUAUUUAUGUUGGAAGCUGUGAUCUUAAAAAAAAAAAGGGAUUACAUAUGUUUUUAGGGGUAUAAUACUUGCGGAGUGAGAGGACAUUUUACUUUAUCACAUUUCGGUAUUACUAUCGAUUGAGUUUAUUAGAGGAAGUAUAUUCAUAAAUUU